Molecule: messenger RNA, 3628 nt
Organism: Pseudo-nitzschia multistriata
Lineage: Eukaryota; Bacillariophyta; Bacillariophyceae; Bacillariales; Bacillariaceae
Source: the annotation of a GenBank genome assembly
CAUAUAUAUAAACAGUACCUUACUGAAGGUAUGUAGGAAUGGUAUGUCCAUCCAUUCCAAGGGAGCAUCGUGUGUACGUAUGUUUCCCUUUUAGUACAUAUGUAUGCUUCCUUUACAGUACUACGUACGUUGCACUCUGGAAAUUUUGGACCUCUUAUGAUCCUCGGACCUCUUACAAUGGAUCCUAUGAUACAUAUAUAUAAAUAAUACCUUAAGAUACAUACGUAGGAAUGGUAUGUUCCCUUAUUAUUUUUUUCAAAGCUCCGUACGUAUCGUAUCCGUUGCAUUAUGACACCCUUCCAAUAAAAAUYAUCACCACCAUGCUGAUAUUUUUUUUUUGGCGUGCUCUCUCCUCACUACACAACUCUACCAAACAUUGCAUCAACACACGUUUGAACAACAAAUGGACAAUGCAUAUGCACUGUCGAGGAUUGAUGAACUAUGAAAUCUAGAAUCAAUCACUAUGAGGAAGGAGUGAUGUGUGAAUCAAAUGAGUCAAGUCACUAAAUCGAGUGAAUGAAAUGAGUCAUGUCGAUUGUAUGAAUCCAGUGAGAUCAAGUGAGUCAUAUAUGUAUGGUGUGUAUGAACCGUAGAUACAUAUCGUAUGUAUGUGGUGUAUGUAUGGGUCAUACCCAUGGUCUGAUAUCCUACAGACAGCAUGUGUAUCCGUACUUCUGUAUCGUAUGUAGGUAUUCCCAUACUGUAUGUACUUAUCCAUUGCAGUUGCAGUGCAUGCAGUGCACUCUCUGUUUUACAGCAGACUCAAAUUUUUGAUUUCUGGAUUUCUUAGUAAUAGAUGUUGUGACUUUUGAAUGGUGGUCUUUGGCCCAUUCAAAAUUUGCUAAACUUCGAGCUAAAAAUGCUAGAUUUUUGGUCUGUUUGUCUAUCAAAUUUAGCUUUCUAUUUACGGGAAUCACCCAUUUUUAACGUUCGGAAUGACCUGUGCAACGUAGUUUCAAUUGAUCCGCAACACGUGGUAAUGCGUCGCCUGAAGAACAAAGGAUAUUCUGAAAAUCAAAACAUUGAAUUCUAAAAACUUGUAAACAGUGGAAUGCUAAUCUUUUUCCCGCAGAAUGAAUCAAAGUACUCUACUUUACCUACAAUCGGCGAAAACAAAAGUUCGACUGACACCUGUUGCGUCCGGAAGAUUCCAGUAACAUUUAAACGAAAGUUCAAUAGUAUUUACAGUUAUUUAAACAGCAACGUCCUCAGAAGAAUGCAACGUUUCACACUUUGAAAUUGCCACGUAAUACUGUAAUAAGUAUGUGGUACGAGUACGUACUUGUGCAGCAUUGGUUCAUUGCUGACAUACUCGUACUAGGAGUUCCUUCUAUUUUUCGGUUAAGUUGAGACGUGAAGUACACUAUUCAGAUUAUCUAUUCAGAUUAUCUACUACAAGUACCAAGUAAUGUACCGUAUUCGAACUACCAUCAAUUUAUUUUAUUAUUCUUUUUCUGUGGGCAAGGAAUGAACCAAUAAGCACAAGUACCAAAUUAAGCCAGUGAGUUCAGGGCUUCGAAAAUCUUUUUCGUACGGUAUUCUUGUCUCACUUUGUGCAAAAACGCACAGUCUUUUUUAUGGUUUGAGUCUUAAAAUUGGUUCUCAUCUACUUCUGCAACGGAAGUCUGUUACCUCGGACAUGAAUAUCUUGAAGCUUACAGUUCUAAGCCUCUUUUUCCCUGCAUCCUCCAUAGCAUCCAUUUGCACCGGAAAAAAUGCAUCCCCAAACUGGUAUGGCGCAGUUGGCUACCCACCUUAUUUCACUCGUGAUGAGCCCGAGAACUGUCCCCAAAAGUAUUCACUAAGCAGGUGUGAGCAAUCCGCUGUGAUGAAAGACGGGACGUCUAACUUUUCUACUGAUGAUGAUGGUGCUGAAGUGUGCACCCCCAAUGUAGAUUGUUUCCCAACCAAACAGAAUUGCAACGAUACUCUCACCUGCAGUGAUCUUGUCAAGCUCAAGGACGAUCUCAUGGAGGGAGGGUACAACAUAGUUUGCCGCCACGAAAAGACCUUCUGGCAGCAGUACACAGGUGAAGUCAAGAAUUGCCAUCUUAGUGGCGACUGUAUGGAUCCUCAUGUCAAAGCGACGCAACGCCAGCUCCAGCCUUGGGGCUGGGAAAGUGCGAAUGAGUUUGCUACAUCUUUUCGUGAGAUGGGUAUCCCCGUUGGCAAAACCUACUCAUCACCUUUCACGCGCUGCGCUGAACAUGCUGAUCUCUUUUCCGACGAAGCUAAUGAAGAAAGAUUAGAGUUGCUCUACAUGGGUGGGUGGAAGGAAGUCCUUAUGCUUUACAACAUCACUGAGGUUAUCAAGCCCAAUGCACUUAAGUGGCAAGCAUACAACAUUCGAAAUUUUGUCGGAAAGAAACCGGAACCUGGAACGAAUAACAUCAUGGUGACGCAUGGCUUCAAUAUCAAGCUUGGAUUUGGGUUGGCCGUAGACGAAGGCUACUGUAUGGUCCUAAAACCCGAAGAUAGUGAACCAUCAUUAGCAGAAUCCAUUGGUUCUUUGACUGUCGCUAACCAAAUUUUCGAGUACGAAAGUGACUCUUUCCCUGUCGAUGCCAUUGCCCGUAUGUCGCCCGAAUCGGCUCCUCUCAUGCAGACAUGUGACAAUGUGCGUGCAGAUGCUAGAGACAGCGACGAUGAAGAUCUUUUCGCUUUACUGGAUGCCAACCACGACAUGAUGAUCACGAAGGAGGAAUUCACUUCUGCGCUUGGGCCAUUGCCUAAUAGCGAAGACGCUUUUGACUUCAUCCAGUCAGUCUUUGCCCAACCCGAGGUUCUGGGCAAGCCAAAUGAUAACGAGAACGAGCUUUCUUCGAUUCAUCUUGGUCAGUUUUAUCAUAUCAACUGGGGAUGGCGAGAGUUUCUCACCAGCGGUGGGGAUAUCUCGUACCCAUGGAGAUUCGUCCUUGAAAACACGAUUGGACCUAUGGGCCUAAGCUCACCCGAUGAGCGCGUAGCUGCUUUCAAGGAAGCAAAUGUUGUUCUUUCGAAUCUGAUAAUCGCAAUUCUAGACCAGGAGAAAUACCCAAACAAGGCAGCGAUGGAAAAAACCCUCAUCGACUGUGAUACUUCCACCGAGAGCGAGAGUCAAAGUCAGUAUCUCGCUAGUAUUGUAGACAAAAUUUUGCUCGCACAAACUAGUGGCAGUUCGUACAUCCCCGUUGGUGCGGGCGAUGGUGGCGCAGCAGCGUCGUUCGAUGAAUCAAUCUUUGGGACGCCACUGGCAUAUCCAUCUGGGUGGAAACCCAGCUCUGACAUCUACAACAGUAAACCUUUGAAAGUUGCAAUUUGUCUCGCUGUUCAAGAUGAGGUAGGCCGCGAAAUUACUGAUCCCGAGACCGAGAAGCCAACAAAGAAGUCGUCGAAGAAGUCGCCAAAGAACAAUAAAAAGAAUCACAAAAUUUGAUAUCGUAGGUUGUUUACAGUCUACGACUAGAGUGUAAAUCCCGAGUCGGGGAACAGGCAGUUGAAGUUUGUUGAGAUCAGAAAAGAGAUGUUGAAAAGAGAUUUUGUGAGCGAUUGAGAACAAGAAAAAAUUGGAGGAAAAAAAAAUGUAGUAGCAAGAAGGAAUAGUAGUAAAAGUAAUCGGCAAACAUUAUAUUAAAAUAAAAAAAUUUAG